UAAUUCAUUGUUGUUACCACAGCUUUUAGACUUUUAUUUUGAAGAGCAGGAAGCCAGCAGCAUGUCAGCUGACACACAGUAACACACACGCCGCACACAGUCGCACACCUGGUUACCUGGGUCGUAGGAGCUUGCGUGGCUGGACAGGGCAGAGGGUAAAUCGAACCAUGCUGCCUGACAAAGACGGUCCAGGUGUUGGAGGUGGACAGAGCUCUCCUGAGGGUGAAGACCCCUCCGUGUCUCUGUUUAGAGAUUACCUCCGGCUCAGAACUGUGCACCCAGAGCCCGACUAUGAUGCUGCUCUUAGGUUCCUUGACAGAAUAGCGGAGGAGCUUGAGCUACCCUUGAAGAAGAUCGAGGUUUUUCCAGGUAGAGUCAUAUCCAUCAUGACAUGGGAGGGAACGAAUCCCACCUUGAAGUCCAUCUUGCUGAAUUCCCACACAGAUGUUGUACCUGUUUAUCAGGAACAUUGGAAGUACGAUGCUUUCAGUGCUUUCAAAGAUGCAGAGGGCAACAUUUAUGCCCGUGGAUCACAGGACAUGAAAUGUGUAACUAUACAGUACAUCCAGGCAGUCAGGAGGCUGAAGGCGAGGGGAUGGAAACCGACACGCACUCUCCAUCUAAUGUUUGUUCCUGAUGAGGAAGUUGGAGGCUACAAGGGGAUGGAGACAUUUGUGAAGCAGCCAGAGUUUCACAAGUUAAACAUCGGCUUUGCCCUUGAUGAAGGUUUGGCCAAUCCCACUGAUGCGUUCACUGUAUUUUAUGGGGAAAGGAACCCCUGGUGGAUUACUGUCCAUUGCCCAGGCAGUCCAGGUCAUGGCUCUCGGUUUGUGGAGAAUACAGCAGCUGAGAAGCUGCGCCACGUCAUGAACUCCUUCCUGGACUUCAGAGAGAAGGAAAAACACAGGCUAAAUACCAGUGAGUGUUUUACACUCGGUGACGUCACCACAGUAAAUAUGACUAUGGUCAAAGGGGGCGUGGCCUACAAUGUCAUCCCGGCUGAAAUGGACGUCAGCUUUGACCUAAGAAUACCACCUACAGUAAAUCUACAGGAGUUCGAGAGACAGAUCAAGCAGUGGUGUAAGGAAGCAGGAGAAGAUGUCACCUAUGAUUUUGCUCAGAAACACAUGAACCAGAAUAUCACAUCCACAGAUGAGAGCGAUCCAUGGUGGAAUGCCUUCAGUGCUUCCUGCAAAGAAAUGAACAUGACUUUGAAGAAGGAGAUCUUUCCUGCUGCCACAGAUAGCCGAUUUAUCCGUGCGGUGGGCAUCCCUGCUAUUGGCUUUUCUCCAAUGAACCGGACGCCGAUCCUGCUGCAUGAUCACAACGAGUAUCUGAACGAGCAAGUCUUCCUGAAAGGCAUCAGCGUGUACGAGAGGAUCAUCCCGGCUCUUGCCAGCGUUGCUGCCCUUCCCGAUGAGGCUUAGACAUCAUUUAAUCCUUUCUAAAACAUAUUUACCAGAUGAUCUGACUAUUUAACUUGAGGAAUUAUCAGAGAUUACCAAAGAGUAUAUCAUUAAACGGAGCACUGAGCCUUUGGUACUGUUUAUUCUUUUGAUUCUCAGGAUGAAGUCACAUUGAGCUUUCCUUUACUCAGCACAGCAGCAAGUCUUAGCAUCUUUUAUGUUAGCGUUGUGAUUGAGUGUACCUGGGUGUGCGCAGUUUUUUUGAAGGAUUAAUGCCUGUUGUGUAAAUCAGUUCAUUUAAAGAACUCAAGUGAAAGCUGAAGAGGCUUUUGAUUGCCAGUUUCUAAUUAAACCAAAUCUAAAAUUU
Oreochromis niloticus (Nile tilapia) is the source of this 1773-nucleotide messenger RNA. RefSeq names its product aminoacylase-1A. Gene Ontology annotation, cellular component: cytoplasm. Gene Ontology annotation, biological process: amino acid metabolic process. Lineage: Eukaryota; Metazoa; Chordata; Actinopteri; Cichliformes; Cichlidae. The record is from RefSeq and is a predicted model, not a curated record. The coding region runs from base 168 to 1427 and encodes 419 amino acids. The transcript is spliced from 15 exons. Gene Ontology annotation, molecular function: aminoacylase activity.